AUGGAGCGGUGGUUUCAAUAUGAAUCUGGGAUGCCAUGGUGCGAAUCCGCCUACAAGUACCAAACAUUGCCCAUGGUGGCGGAGUUCGCGAAUACUGUAACCAAUCUGCCUAUUAUCGUAUUACCAAUGAUCAAUGCGAUGAUGUUACGUGACUAUAUUAUGGAAGAGAACUGGCUGAUUGUGAUGCCGAACUUGUUGUUAACUAUUAAUGGCUUGGCUUCGACGUUUUAUCAUGCUACGUUGAGCUUGUUUGGUAUGUUUUUAAGUUUAGGGUAAGCGUGGGUGAGGGUAAUAGGGGGUGGUUUGCAUAGAUCUGCAAAUUUUCCCUGGUUUCUAUGUGGAUUACGGUAAGAUGACAUUUUUGGUACUAGGUCACAAAUUAUUUUUGUAAAUUUUUUAAAAAAUACUGUAGUACCAUACCCUACGACUUCAAAAAAAACAUAAUUACGAAAUAUUUUUAAAAUUUUUUUGUAUUAUUUAUAUUAACCAUGUUGUUAUAGGUCAACUGGUAGACGAACUAGCACUGUUAUGGUUGGUUAACAUGUGUGUUAUCACUUAUCUCCCCAUUUUAAAAACAUAUCCAGCACAGUACCGGCAUAGGAUGUGAGUUUUCCAACUUUAUAUUAUUUUAGGUAACAAAUUUAAAUUUUCACUUUGAUUUUAAAAUUUUAAACCCGAAUCUCACAUCCGCCGUAUUUUACAAACCUCAAUUUCAGACCAGAAAUCCGAUGGGCGAUUGUGAUCAUCACAACACUGGUCAGUUUAUUGUGUUUCAUAAAGCCGUCGUUGAACGCGUUUGCCUUGAUGAUCGUCAGUAUUCCCAGCGGAUUCAUGAUCUACCAGGAAGGAAUCAAGUGAGUUGUUUAACAAAAAAUUAUUUUUAUAGUCUGGAAAUCCAUAAAAGGCUUUAUUAAACCAUUUUUGGGCAAUUUUGACAGCAAUUUUGCAUUCACAUGUAAGUAGAAAUGAGCAACGGGCCGGGCCCUACCUUCGGGCCGGGCCUGAGCAAAAUCGAAAACGGGCCGGGCCUAAAAUCUAGGCCCGGCCCGCGGGCCGGGCUUGAAAAUUGGGCCCGGGCCCGAAAAAAAAAUUUUUAAUUUUUUAAAAUUUUUUAUUUUAAUUCCCGUUUAUGUUUUUCGAUUUUAUUGGAUUCUAUGAUCCAUAAAUGACCUAAAAAAACAAUUUAAAGCCAAAUUUCCGUUUAGUUUUUAAGUUUUAAAGUUUUUUAAAUUUUUUAAAUUUUUUGAAACGGGCCGGGCCGGGCCUAAAAAUUUUCUGAUCGGGCCGGGCCGGGCCUGACCAAAAUCAAAAACGGGCCAGCCCUAAAAGUUAGGCCCGGCCCGCGGGCCGGGCUUGAAAAUUGGGCCCGGCCCGUUGCUCAUGUCUACAUGUAAGGCUUGAGUUGGUCCUGCAACGAAAACAAAGGAUGCUAAUUUUUGAAAAAAUCGAUUUGGCGUUCCAUUGCACAUGGAAAGUUUUGAUAAAAUUUGGCCGAACUUGAAGUUUAUGAUAAUAUAACACUUUAUAAAGAAGUAAUAAAGUCAAUUUUAACUUCAUAAGCUCAAAAAUUGUCUUAUCUAUAAUAUCUUGUCAAUUUCCAGUAAGUCUUUACUCAUUUUCUCAUGUUUAGGAAUGGAUUUCCAGCGGCAGAGAAGUUCACCUGGCGAGUUUUCACGUGUUGGGGCCUUGCCAUCGCCUUUUGGCUAGCCGAUCGAUUAUUCUGCGACUUUUGGUUGUAUCUAGGAACUCCAUAUCUUCACGCCAUGUUCCAUUUGCUUUCAUCUAUGGCCGCAUACAAUAUCUUUGUCAUGUUCGGGCUGUUGGAGAUCAACCGAAGAGAAGGUCUACAUGAUUUUGAUGCCGAAAUCCGCUAUUUCCCGACUGAUUUUGAGACGAACAAACCGUUGAGAUGGUCUGUGCCUUAUUUGGCUUUGGUUCGAAAAGCCAAACGCGUGGAAUGA
Bursaphelenchus okinawaensis is the source of this 1961-nucleotide messenger RNA. NCBI's taxonomy places the organism in Eukaryota, Metazoa, Nematoda, Chromadorea, Rhabditida, Aphelenchoididae. The record is from the annotation of a GenBank genome assembly.